This is a messenger RNA of Glycine soja, 857 nucleotides long. Its product is annotated as trafficking protein particle complex subunit 3-like. Gene Ontology annotation, biological process: endoplasmic reticulum to Golgi vesicle-mediated transport; intra-Golgi vesicle-mediated transport. Bases 106 to 666 code for a protein of 186 amino acids. Gene Ontology annotation, cellular component: cytosol; TRAPP complex; cis-Golgi network membrane. The transcript is spliced from 5 exons. The record is from RefSeq and is a predicted model, not a curated record. Lineage: Eukaryota; Viridiplantae; Streptophyta; Magnoliopsida; Fabales; Fabaceae.
GAUGGUUAAAGUGUCAGCCCACUGGGCCAGUGGGCAUUGAUCCAAAGUCGCAUCUUUUGCUUCACUCUACGCAGAUCGCAGCAAACCAGAGAUUGAACUCCGACGAUGCCUCCCGUCGCUCCUCGAUCCGGCGAUGCCAUAUUCGCCAACGUCGAACGCGUCAAUGCGGAGCUGUUUACUUUGACGUAUGGCGCAAUUGUGCGUCAAUUGCUCACGGAUCUGGAAGAGGUUGAGGAGGUUAACGAGCAGCUUGAUCAAAUGGGUUACAAUAUUGGAAUCCGAUUGAUUGAUGAGUUUUUAGCUAAGUCUAAUGUCUCAAGAUGCAACGAUUUCAGAGAGACUACUGAUGUAAUUGCAAAGGUUGGUUUUAAAAUGUUCCUUGGUGUUACUGCAUCUGUGACCAAUUGGGAUGCUGAUGGAACAUGUUGUAGUAUUGUUUUGGAGGAUAAUCCAUUGGUAGAUUUUGUUGAGCUUCCUGACAACUGCCAAGGUUUGUACUAUUGCAACAUCUUAAGUGGAGUCAUCAGAGGAGCCUUAGAUAUGGUGUCAAUGAAAACUGAGGUAACUUGGCUUCGUGAUGUACUUCGUGGUGAUGAUGUGUUUGAGUUGCAGGUAAAACUUCUCAAGCAUGUUCCUGAAGAGUAUCCAUACAAGGAUGAUGAGUGAAUUUGUUUUUGUAGUGAUAUAUGCUCGAGGUUUUUAUUACUUCAUUUCUGCAGAAUUAGAUUAUCAUCUUCUGACUUGUCCUGUGUGUAUUUUGAUAAAGCACUAAAUACAACAGAAAAUCUUUAGUUAAAUCAUUAUCAUAUUGGCUUUGACGCGAGCUACGAUCUAUUAUGAUUUCAGAUUGCCAUAUA